UAAAAUCGUGCGCAGAAAUGGCAACAAAAAAUUUCGCUGGCCCUUCUCCUUACACCCUAAAGCAGAGUUACCCACCUGAGGACUAUGAUCAUACUGAAUACGUUAACAAUGUAACCACUAAUCUCAAAGCCAAGCAUCAGAAAAAACCCGUGAUUGGGGCAAUAUUCGGUCUUGGACGCGCUGGAUCAAUUCAUCUAUCAAGUAUCAUAGGUAACUCACGGAUCAUCUUGAAGUACAUCGUCGAUGAUCAGACUAGCAAGUUUGCCGACCUGAAGAAAUACUGGAGAUUGAGCGAUGAUGUUGUUUUCGUUACCUCUAAGGAGGCUGACAAAGUCUACAAGGAUAAAAGCGUGAACGUUAUCUUCAUCGCUUCACCCACCUACACUCAUCACGACAUUGUAGUGAAAUCAAUUGCUGCUAACAAGGACGUAUUCUGCGAGAAGCCUAUUGCUGAGAACAUUGAGGAUACGAAGAAGUGCUACGAGGUGGCUAAGGCCAAAGGCCGUGUUUUAUUCGCUGCUUUUAACCGCCGCUUCGAUCCGGCGUAUCGGGGUCUCAAGGAUCGCGUCAGGCAGGGAGAGGUCGGUCACGUACAGAUCCUUAAAGUCACCGCCAGAGACUCCCCUCUUCCUAGCACUGAUUACCUAAAGACGUCAGGAGGAGUAUAUCAUGAUUGCUUAGUGCACGACAUCGACAUGUCAUGUUGGGUGCUUGGAGAACUCCCCACGCGCGUGCAGUCUUUCGCCUCGUCUCUUAUACCCGAGAUCAAAGCCAUAGAUGACUUCGAUACAAUUGCGUUUCUGCUCACAUUCCCCUCUGGUGCCAUCGUUCUUGGUGACAAUAGUCGCUUCUCUGCUUAUGGUUAUGACCAGCGACUAGAAGUAUUUGGAAACAAGGGAAUGAUCAAGGUGGAGAACCAAAGGCCAACUCAUUCAGUGGAGACAGUUAUUGGUCAUGAAGGCAUCAAACAAACACCUAUCUUCUUCUCCUUCCCCUCACGUUUUAAGACAGCCUACAAAUUAGAGCUGGAACAUUUCUUGGAAGUGGUGCAAGAGGGAAUACCUAUGGACGUGACUAGCUGGCAAUGCCUAGCUGUAAGCAAGAUAGCUACAGCCCUGGAGACAAGUGCGCGCACUGGUGCCGUGGUUAAUCUUGACUGGAGCAAGGAUGGCAUCCCUGCUGUUUACUCCUAAAUAUUUUUGAAAAGGAUCAUUACAGUUUGUUAUGUCAUCUUUUAUUACGUCAAUAAAUUUUGCAAACU
This is a messenger RNA of Hyposmocoma kahamanoa, 1261 nucleotides long. RefSeq lists its product as uncharacterized. The coding region runs from base 18 to 1193 and encodes 391 amino acids. Gene Ontology annotation, biological process: NADPH regeneration. The record is from RefSeq and is a predicted model, not a curated record. NCBI's taxonomy places the organism in Eukaryota, Metazoa, Arthropoda, Insecta, Lepidoptera, Cosmopterigidae. Gene Ontology annotation, molecular function: oxidoreductase activity; nucleotide binding. The transcript is spliced from 6 exons. Gene Ontology annotation, cellular component: cytoplasm.